Lingula anatina is the source of this 2025-nucleotide messenger RNA. RefSeq names its product nucleolar protein 58. Gene Ontology annotation, cellular component: box C/D methylation guide snoRNP complex; small-subunit processome. The record is from RefSeq and is a predicted model, not a curated record. Gene Ontology annotation, molecular function: snoRNA binding. NCBI's taxonomy places the organism in Eukaryota, Metazoa, Brachiopoda, Lingulata, Lingulida, Lingulidae.
GAAACUCGUUAUGCUAUGAGACAUGCGCAGUGCCCUCGGAGAAGACCUCGUGGUGUUGCAGAAGCAUUUGCGAUGUUGGUGUUGUUCGAAACACCCGCUGGUUAUGCGAUAUUCAAGCUUCUAGAUGAAAAGAAGCUGCAAGAAGUGGAAAACUUAUACAAAGAUUUUCAAACACCAGAGCAAGCAAGCAAAGUGGUUAAACUGAAAAAUUUUCACAAGUUUGAAGACACAACAGAAGCACUUGCAGCAUGUACAGCAGCAGUAGAGGGCAAGAUGAACAAGAGUCUGAAGAAAUUGCUGAAAAAAGUUGUGGCUAAAGAAGCGCAUGAACAGUUAUUAGUUGCAGAUGCUAAACUUGGAAAUGUUAUCAAGGAUAAAUUUGAUCUUACGUGUGUCACAAGUUCAGCAGUUCAUGAAUUGAUGCGGGGCAUAAGGUCCCAGAUGACCAGCUUGACCUCCAUUCCAGAGAGCGACAUGUCUGCUAUGGCAUUGGGAUUGGCACAUAGCCUUUCGAGAUACAAGUUGAAAUUCAGUCCAGACAAAGUUGACACCAUGAUUGUUCAAGCCAUUUCUUUGCUAGAUGAUUUAGACAAAGAAUUAAACAACUACAUCAUGAGGGCAAGAGAGUGGUAUGGAUGGCAUUUUCCAGAAUUAAGCAAAAUAAUCACAGAUAACUUAGCCUAUGCCAAAGUUGUGAAGGCAUUAGGUGAUAGAACCAAUGCUGCUACCACAGACCUCUCAGCCAUAUUGCCUGAGGAAGUGGAACAAGAACUGAAGGAAGCUGCUGAAGUAUCCAUGGGAACAGAAGUGUCCGAGGAAGAUUUAAUAAAUGUCACAUACCUUUGUGACCAGGUAAUAGAAAUCACAGAAUACAGAGCCCAAUUGUAUGAUUAUCUGAAAAACAGGAUGAUGGCAAUAGCACCUAAUUUGACAGUCUUGGUAGGAGAAUUAGUUGGAGCUAGAUUAAUUGCUCAUGCAGGUUCACUUGUAAAUCUAGCAAAACAUCCAUCUUCAACGGUACAAAUCCUGGGAGCAGAAAAGGCUUUGUUUAGAGCAUUAAAAACUAAGCAUGACACUCCAAAAUAUGGACUAAUUUAUCAUGCUUCACUUGUCGGACAGGCCAAUGUUAAGAAUAAAGGCAAGAUUUCCCGAAUGUUAGCUGCUAAAGCUGCUCUUGCAAUCAGGGUAGAUGCAUUGGGAGAGGAUACCACCAAUGAAAUGGGCAUAGAACACCGUGCAAACCUAGAAAGUAGGAUGAGACAAAUGGAAGAAGGAGGGUCUAGAAGAAUAAGUGGCACUGGUAAACAGAUGGCGAAAUGGGAAAAAUAUGAAAAUAAAAGUCAAGUCAAAACUUAUGAUGCUGGGGCUGAUUCCACUCUUCCCACUACUCCAAAGAAAAGAAAGUUGGACGAAGCUGAAGCUGGUGAAGACGUUAAGUCCAAGAAAGUAAAAGUAGAACAGAAUGGUGAAGCAGAAUCUUCAGAAAAGAUAAAGAAGAAAAAGAAAAAGAAGGACAAAGAAAAAGGUGCUGCUGGAGAUGCAGAAACUUCUAUAAUGGAUACCACAACAGAAUCUAUUGGUGCUGGUGACGAAGGUUCGUCCAAGAAAAAGAAAAAGAAGAAAAAGAUGAAAGUGGAGCAGGACAGUGAUUGAUAUGAAAAAAAUACAGUACUUGAUAUAUUUUAUUGCCCAUGGAAUGCACUUAUGAGACAUUCAACUUGUGGAAUUGACUCUUUCCAUGGAUUGAGGGAGCAAGACUGACAAGUUAUGGUUAUUGUGAUUAUAAGAUUGUAACACGUUUUCAUAUUUUGUAUGAAAGGAAUUCAAUUGAUUUAUGCUUACAUUGCCUAAAUCUGUAAUGCAGCUAUGUAGUGAUGAAGACAAAAGUUAUUGCUCAUAAAAGAAAUGAUGGGCAUUUUAACAUUUUUUUUUCUGUGGAUAAAAUAUUGUUGGGGAAAAAAGAUAAAGUGGAAGCUGUCUCCUAUUUUGAUGGCUCCAUAUUGCAAUAAAGGCUAUUUUAGUAAA